AUUCGUCCUCGAUUCAUGCCUCGCCUCUGAUUCCAUGUUGCUCGUCCUCGCUCGAUUCGUUCGUUUAGAGUAGAAGAAUCGCGUCUGAUUUGUUUGAUUCAGUUUUGCUCGUCCUCGGUUCGUCUGUUUUCAAGAAGUGCGUCUGAUUUGAUUGAUUUUGCUCGUCCUCAAUCCGUCCGUUUAGUUAGAAAUCGCGUCUGGUUUGACUUGCUCGUCCUCGCCGUCGCCCAUUUAGAAGCGCUUCUGAUAUGAUGCUGCUCGUCCUCACCGUCGCCCUGAUGCUAUCGCGUGUUCUUGGGGCCGCCCUGUCUGCUGCGACUCUGGGAGGAAGCGAGCGAGCGGUCUGUUGGUUUGGGUCACCGUCUUGUUUGCGAGCUAACAAGUUCCCGUGCUGCGUUUCGCUUUCGCGGUGGAGCGUUUCUGUUUGAGAACUUGUGUGUGCGCUUCUGUUAUCUGACUAUCUUGUGUUUUGUGUUCGCGUCGGGGUGACCGUUGCAGGAACGAUGGGUUCUGGUUUCAAAAUUGGAGCAGUGUCAAAUCGUUCCCUCUGUUCCAUCACCUGCGUUAUCCGUCCGUUAUUUUCAGAUCUCAAACUCAUGCGCCCUUGUGAUACUCUGCUUGCCCUCUGUCCAUUCUUGUUCUAUCGGCAGGCGUGUGUGUUGUGCUCCCAUCCUAGAUGCAGAGAAUCAUGUUCUUGUCUGUUACGGUUGUUCUGAUGCUGUUUUUUUCAGUUGCUUAUUGUUAUCAUGCUUUGCUUAUGUUUCCAUAUGGCACGAUUGGUUGAUUGUUGUUUGCUGUUCGAUUGAUUGCCCUGAGAUGGAUUGAUGUUUGUUGUUUGACUGAUUGCCCUGAGAUGGAUUGUUGUUUGUUGCUUGAUUGAUUGAUUGCCUUGAGAUGGAUUGUUGAUUGUUGUUUGAGUGAUUGCCUUGAGAUGGAUUGUUGAUUGUUGUUUGUUGCUGUUUGUUGCCUUGAGAUGGUAGAUGCUUAAUUAUAUGGCACGAUUGAUUCCUGUUUAUUCAUGGUUAUUACAAUUGAUUGAUUGAUUGAUUGAUGGUUGUUUGUCGAUUGGUAUCUAACUUUGGUUUUGCCAGUUCCUGAUCAUAUGUAACAGACCUAGCACUAUUCUUUUUUCUGAACUUUUUUAUGAUUAUGUCUUAUGUGGAUAUCAUAUUCUCUUUUUGGUAUUACUGUUGUUCAGUCCUUGGAAUAAUGCUUUUCUAAGUAUUUAAGGUACAAACAUGUUGAUCUGGACAUAUCACAUUUGCUAUUUAUUGUGUUGCUAAGGACACUCAUGAGUUGAGUUGGCAUAUAGUGCCAGGUAUAUUUACAUUCUUUACAUUUUGUGAUGCUGAUGCCUGUAGUCCCAAAGCGUUUAUUUACCCAAAUUUUGCUACUAGAACUUUUGGUUUUAGAUAUUGGCACCUGAUAUUUGAAUGGAUGUUUUCAUGAUGCCUAAUUUGAUUCAUUAUCGUUGUUCUGAUGGUGUGCUUCUGGUGUUUUAACUGAAGCCGUGGAUCGCUCAUCAACCUGCUGAGCUCUUUCUGGAUAGGACAGAGGUACAAUACUUACAUCCAUGGCAGAAGGUUCUUAACCCUGAACUCAUCAAAGGUCCUUGGACUCAAGAGGAAGAUGACAAAAUUAUUGAUCUUGUAAGAAAGUAUGGACCAACAAAAUGGUCUCAUUUCAAGGACCUGCAAAAGGACCCUCCCACCUCAGUGCUGGUCCUGUAGGUGAGGACAUGUUCCACUGGCAGGCCACUAUCAUGGGACCCUCAGACAGCCCGUUUACCGGUGGUCUAUUUUUGGUGAACAUCCAUUUCCCACUAGAUUAUCCCUUCAAGCCCCAGAAGGUCUCUUUCAUCAACAACAACGGCAGCAUUUGCCUUGACAUUCUCAAGGAAUAGUGGAGCCUGGCUUUGACCAUAUCAACGGCAGCAUCUGCAUUCCUAACUUGGUCCUCCUGUCAAUCUGUUCGUUGCUGACGGACCCCAACCCCAAUGAUCCUCUGGUGCCUGAGAUUGCUCACAUGUACAAGACUGAUUGGGCCAAGUAUGAGUCCACGACACGCUGCUGGACACAGAAGUAAGCCAUGGGUGGAUGUAUAGGCAAGCAAUGUCGAGAGAGGUAUUCUUUUAAUUGUUCUUUGUUUAUGGUUUGCUAAAAUGUAUUUCCCCCCUGGGUGGGAUGCUUGCUAAUUUCGAAACACACUGGUUACUUCCAUUUGUGUACUUCUAUUUGUUCUUAGUUCUUCUCACCUAUAGCUAAAGUCAAAGAUGAAAAACCAGGUGACUUAUUGGAGUUGCAGAACUAUAACUCAUUGGUCAUCUGAAUCUUCAUUUGUAAAUAUGACUGUUGGUGCUACCGAUGAUGCUAGCCAUCGACUUGGAACUGAUGAGAGACAACCGAUGUUGCCAACUUGAAACAUAUACUUUUUAGGUAUGAAUGGCUUACCUCUCCUCCUCUCGCGUCUGGUGAGGCAAUUCGUCCUCGGUUCGUGCCUCUCCUCCUCUCGCGGCUGGUGAGGCAAUUCGUCCCCUAUUCCCUCUCCCCUCGCCUCUGACUUUAUGUUGCUCGUCCCCACUCGAUUCGUCCGUUUAGAUUAGAAGAAUCGCGUCUAAUUUGUCAUUUUGCUCGUUUUCGAUUCAUCUGUCUUGAAGUGUGUCUGGUUCGACUAAUUUCGCUCGUCCUAGAUUCGCCCGUUUAGAUAGAAAAUCGCAUCUAGUUUGAUUUACUCGUCCUCUUCGUCACUUUAGAAUCACUUGUGAUAUGAUUUUGCUUGUCCUCGUUGUCGUCCUGAUGCUCUCAUGUGUUCUUGGGGCCGUCUCGUUGGGGGUCUCCGUCCCUGCGACUCUGGGAGGAAGCGGGCGGGCGAGCGAGCGGUCGGUCGGUCUGGUUUGCGAACUAAAGUCUAUUUGAGAAACUUCUGUUCCUGUGUUUCGUGUUCACAGUGGAGCGAUGGUUCCUGCGUUUACUUGUGCGUGCGCUUCUGUUAUCUGACGAUCCUGCCUUUCGUGUUCGUGUCGGGGCGACGGUUACAGGAACGAUCGGUUCUUGGUUCGGAAAUUGGAGCAAUGUCAAAUCGUUCCUUCUGUUCCAUCACCUGCGUUGUUCGUCGGUUAUUUUCAUAUCUCAAACGCAUGCGCUUGAUAUUCUGGUUGCCCUCUGACGAUUCUUGUUCCCAUCCUAGAUGCAGAGAAUCUUGUUCUUGCCUGUUACGGUUGUUCUGAUGCUGUUCUUUUCAAUUGUUUAUUGUUAUCAUGCUUUGCUUAUGUUCCCAUAUGGCACGAUUGAUUGUCGUGUGUUGUUUGAUUGAUUGGCUUGAGAUGGUUUGUUGUUUGUUGUUUGAUUGAUUGGCUUGAGAUGGAUUGUUGUUUGUUGUUUGAUUGAUUGGCUUGAGAUGGAUUGUUGAUUGUUGUUUGAUUGAUUGGCUUGAGAUGGAUUGUUGAUUGUUGUUUGAUUGAUUUCCUUGAGAUGGAUUGUUGUUUGUUGUUUGAUUGGUUGCCUUGAGAUGGAUUGUUGUUUGUUGUUUGAUUGAUUGCCUUGAGAAGGUACAAACCAUGUAGGCCGAUUGAUUGCUGUUUGUUGCCUUGAGAUAUUAUUACAUGUUUAUAUGGCACGAUUGACUGCUGUUUGUUCAUGGUUAUUACAAUUGAUUGAUUGUUGUUUGUUGAUUGGUAUCUAAUUUUGGUGUUGGUAGUUCCUGAUCAUAGGUAACAGACCUGGCGCUAUUAUUUUUUUCUGAACUUUCUUGUGAUUAUUAUGCCUUCACAUUGCAUUUCUCCCAGAUCCAUAUCGACAUGCCCACGUUGUCUGACGAGGAUAAAGAUGUUAUGAAAAAAUGGGGUGCUCCAAACAAGAUUGACUUCCUCUCUUUCUUAUACAAGGCAUGCAGAAGAUGUGCGGCAAUGUUCUUAUUUCAGAAGUCUGCUCUGCACAAGUGCAACAUGGCUGGAAAACCUGCUGCUGUUACUCGUGUUGUGGACAGUAUGACGGACAAUCUAAGGCCUACUCGUGCAGAUGCAACUGAUGUGGCAAAUGCGGUGCUGGAUGCUGCUCAUUACUGCACCCAAAGAAACUAUAACUACACAAGCUGUAACAUGAAUCACAAUUGUUUUGUUCAGGCUAAUUGCCAAGUACAGGCCCACCAUGCCAUUCCUCAUCUAAAAAUAGGUCAAUUGAAGUGGAGCUUCACAAGUGCAUUUGAAGCAAGACAAUCACUCAUAGUUAAAGUCCUCUUUCCCAUGCUUGCCGAUCCACAUCACCCGGCUGAAUCUACUAGCACUAGAAAUGAAUCAGUGUUGAAGGUUACUCUUGACCACGGCAAAGCAUCCAGUGUGAUCAAGUCGCAUGGCUUACCUUAUCCAGAAUUUCUAUAAGAAUGUUGCUGAUGUUACAUGCCUUGCUUUCUCUAGAACGAAGAUCUGGAUCACCCUCGCUCCUCUAGAGAAAUCAGUUUACUCAUCCAAGUUUUGAAAUUCUUUAUAGCUUUUUGAGUUUACUUCGGUCUUGCAUGUGCUUUCUGUUUGUGCCCCUAUCUAUGUAUGUUUCUUGUGUGCAAGUGCUCCAUUCUGUGUGUGUGACUGUGUGUGGCUUGACUCUGUGUGUGUGGCUUGACUGUGUGUGACUGUGUGUGGCUUGAUUGUGUUUGUGCUUGACUCUCUGUUUGUGUGACUCUGUGUGUGCUUGACUCUGUGUGUGUGGCUUGACUGUGUGUGUGACUGUGUGUGGCUUGAUUGUGUUUGUGCUUGACUCUCUGUUUGUGUGACUCUGUGUGUGCUUGACUCUCUGUGUGUGUGAAUGUUGCAUUUGCUUGAUGGUGUGGCCUGUAUGCUUGAAUGAUGAUUGGUGUGGUUUAACACUGCCUUUGCCGGUCCCAAGCCCGGAUGUGAAAAUGUGGAGGGAGCUGCAUUUACCUCCUUUGUAUUAUAUAUAUAUAUUCACCUUCUGAAUUUUGUGGCUGAUGGCAUUCUAGUUUACAUAGAUGGUUAGCUUGUUAAUUACUUUUGUGCAUGCAAGACUUGAAAUCUAGCUGAUGUAGUGUUUAGUUUCUGCGCAUGAUAAAUGGUUUUGUUGUGCACCUUUUUAAAGAUGUGGCCUGUUUUCCCCCUUUAUUUUCCUCUUUUGGAUGUUAACUAGCAUUUGCUGCGUUUCUGAAUUGAUUAUCUGUCAGCUUCUCCCCUCUCUCCAUGUCAAGAAGAGCAAACAUUCCAACUCUGGUCUCUCCAUCUACGGUCCUGAAAUAACAUGAGACCAGUAGCAAAUAUCAUGGUCAUCAGCAUGGAUAUAAAAUAAGAAGUACAAUAGAACUAACCAUUUCUGCAUCUCUGUGUUUGGUUCACAACUAUGAUUGAUGAACCUGGACUUGUUCCCUUGUUUGUUGCAUCAAUGACCAUAUUGCUACAGACCUCACAAAGAUAAAAUCCAGUGUAAUGUUGUCUCUUCAUUUACCAUGGUCUUUCCUCACAAGUUUUGUGAUCAAGAACUACAAUAUUAAUGGACAUAUGGAUAUUAGUUUAAUCGCCCAGUGUACAUUGUGAGUAACCAUAAUAAUAUCAAUCAAACAAAAAAUGCAAUCACAUACACAUACACAAAAUUCUUUUCAUCAGUACAGCACAAUGAUCCAAUGUAAUUAGCGAAAUUUGUUUAGAGAAAGCAAGCAUGUGAGUGAUUUAGUAACAGGGACAAACAACAGAAAAGGGAACAACCUGGAGACUGUGAUGUCGAUGAGCCCGUCGUCGUAGUCGACGAGGGAGCAGUGGUCGAAUCAGAUGUCGAAGGAUGCAUGAUUGUUAUGGAUGCCGUCAAUGUCUGCGGUCGGCCUCGAACUGGACUAAAAUAAUUCAGAAUUAAUACAAGCACAAGCACGAAUGAAAUUCAGAAUUAAUAUAAGCGCAAGCAUGAAUGGUAGUAGUUAUCUUGCUGCAUGGGCCGUCAUGUUGGCCGAGCGUGUAGCCAAAGGUGUAGGAGACAAUAAAGACGAAGGUGUUGAAGAGCAUCCAAGCACUGACCCGCGGCACAGCACCUGAGCAGUCAACCAUGUAGAUGAAACCCGAGCCCUGGAUUUCCUCCUCCACGAGGCCGUAGUCCAGCGACUCAGCCUCGACCUCUCCGCCCGCGACCGUGUUAUGCUGGUUCUGGCACGGCCCGUUCGCUCCGCUCUGCUCUGCCCAGCCUGCUGCUCAAUCUGGUGCGAGGAGGAGGGGUGGUCACGAUGGUGAGGAGAAGCUAAGGCAUCUGCAAACAUGUAGUGUAAUUUCUUCAGAAAGUUCAAACUGCAUUAUUUUAGAAAGUUCUACAUGUAUGCAUGUAAUGUACCCCUGAAGUGGCAUUUAAGGUGCUACUGUUGUUCCUGAAUAACGGUGCCCACAGACUGCCCAGGAAGCUGUUGUCAAUGCCAUUGGAGCUGGCGUUUGCAGCCCCGCUGUCCGCUGCUACUCCAAGGCUGUACGCCACACUGAAGCUGCAUACAUACAUGACCAAUCUAAUUAUCAUGAUGCCAAGUUAAUUUGAAGAAAAUAUACCAAUAUGAAAACUUUUUGAUGUUUCUUAUCAUACAUUGGGCGUCAUCGAUGCCGGGAAAGAGAAGCUGACGACGAACCCCAACAACACCAUGGCUAAUGCCUGACAGAACCGAGACUAAUUCCGUCUUCACUGCAUAUAUUAUUCAGUCACCACGAAAAUUCCAGGAAAGAACACGAAUAUAUAUGUAACAAGAUUCUGAUUCUGCAAGGUAGAUGCUUACAAGAUCGAUCGAUGAGGACCCCUGCUUCUAGUGCGGACUCGAAGGGCAGGAAGAACAGAGGAACAUCUUUGCGAUUUAUGCCAUGACAUUACACGAUUUACUACCCGAGAACGAGCCCCUAUGAUGCCGGCGGCAACUGCAACAUGUAGUCAUGUACUAAGCCGUCGUCGUCUCAUCCGGUCGCCCUGCCGUUGUCCCUCCAUCCCUGCCGGCGCGCGGGAGAGAGGAGGAGACCCGGCUGCGGAGAAUGAAUGGCAGAU
Messenger RNA from Triticum aestivum (bread wheat), 7001 nucleotides. RefSeq names its product pyruvate kinase 1, cytosolic. The transcript has 15 exons. Bases 3797 to 4375 code for a protein of 192 amino acids. NCBI's taxonomy places the organism in Eukaryota, Viridiplantae, Streptophyta, Magnoliopsida, Poales, Poaceae. The record is from RefSeq and is a predicted model, not a curated record. Gene Ontology annotation, molecular function: potassium ion binding; pyruvate kinase activity; magnesium ion binding. Gene Ontology annotation, biological process: glycolytic process.